Molecule: messenger RNA, 543 nt
Organism: Talaromyces amestolkiae
Lineage: Eukaryota; Fungi; Ascomycota; Eurotiomycetes; Eurotiales; Trichocomaceae
Exons: 2
Coding region: 1-543 (180 amino acids)
Source: RefSeq, a predicted model, not a curated record
AUGUCUCGCACCGCCCUCUUUGUAAUCGACAUCCAAAACGGCCUUGCCAAUUCCACUACCGAGAUUCCAGCUGCAUCUCGCAUCCGGCAAGCCGCCGAAACGAUUCUCAAGACUGUGCGCGGAAAUGCUUCACCUGAACGAGGACCAGACAUAUACGUCGUACAGCACGAAGAGAGUCCUGAGUCUGGAGAUCUGGUGCGAGGCACAGAGCCUUGGAAGCUUGUCUUUUCGCCGCGGGGGAAUGAGAGGUUGAUUAGUAAAAAUACAUGUAACACAUUCGAAUCCAACCCUGACCUAAAUGACCAACUCCGUGCGCAGGGAACCACUACACUGGUAAUGUGUGGCAUCCAGAGCGAAUACUGCGUUCGCGAGACAUCGCUGGGCGCGCUCGCGGCGGGGUUCAACGUGAUUCUUUUGCAAGGAGCGCAUUCAACUUAUGAUGAUGCUGGGAAGAGUGCGAGGCAAUUGGAGGCUGAUGUUGAAGAGGAGUUGAAGGCGCAGGGCGCGGUGGUCGUUCCUUGGGAGCAGUGGCUUGAAGAAUAA